CAAGUAUGAGAACCAAUCGAAUCAAACAACAUUGAAGAAGAAGAAGAAUAUCCCAGGAACCCGACCCAUGUCCUUGGAUUACCACAAAAUAGCACCAAUACCUCCAAAAAAACAAAAUCAUCGCCAACCAAUCUCAGCCAACCCAAUAUCAACUUCUUGUUUUACACUUUAGAAAAAUUUAAUACUGUCACGUACUCUGUUGAACAAAAAAGGUAAAAUAUCAACCAACAAUGAGUCAAUGACCAUCGGAGCACUAGAAUAGUAUACAAAGAACCCCCCUUUACCUUCCAAAAGCCAAAUAAACCCAAAGCGCCUUUUCUUGAUCUCUCUUUCUUCUUGUUUAUAUCGCUUCCUAAUUUGCUUUCACAGCUCUUUUUAUUAUUGGGUUUCUAAAUUAAUGGCUUCUUCUUCUCUCUCUAGCAUUUACUCACCUUCUUCAUCUUUCAAAUCGGAAGUGAAAUCCAUUCAUAAAAUCACUUCUUCCCAAUUGGGUUCAAUUUAUUUGCCCAACAAAUCAAGAUUCCAUGUUCACGCGGUGGCGCGUGAGGUUCCGUCGAGCUUGUCUAACGACGUCGUACACAAGGUGAAGAAGGAGAAUGUUGGGUUGGAGAAAAACCCGAAUGCUUUAUGGAAGAGAUACGUAGACUGGCUAUACCAGCACAAGGAGUUGGGUUUGUAUUUGGAUAUAAGUCGGGUCGGAUUCAGUGACGGGUUUCUUGAGGAAAUGGAGCCCCGUUUGCAGAAGGCCUUUAAGGAUAUGGAGGAUUUGGAGAAGGGAUCUAUUGCAAACCCAGAUGAGGGUAGAAUGGUGGGUCAUUAUUGGUUGAGAAGUCCUCAUCUUGCUCCCAACUCAUUUCUCAGAUUGCAGAUUGAGAAUACUCUUGAAGCUGUUUGCCAGUUUGCAAACGAUGUCGUCAGUGGUAAGAUCAAAACUCCUUCUGGUGGCCGAUUUACGCAAAUUCUUUCUGUUGGAAUUGGUGGUUCAGCACUAGGGCCACAAUUUGUGGCUGAGGCAUUGGCUCCUGACAACCCUCCUCUGAAGAUAAGAUUUAUCGACAACACAGAUCCAGCAGGCAUUGAUCAUCAAAUUGCGCAACUUGGCCCUGAGCUGGAAUCAACACUUGUUAUUGUUAUUUCAAAGAGUGGAGGCACUCCAGAAACCCGAAAUGGUUUGCUAGAAGUUCAGAAGGCCUUUCGUGAAGCUGGCCUGAUAUUUGCAAAACAGGGUGUUGCCAUUACACAAGAGAACUCAUUGCUUGACAACACUGCUAGAAUUGAGGGUUGGUUAGCCAGAUUCCCUAUGUUUGAUUGGGUGGGUGGAAGAACCUCUGAAAUGUCUGCAGUUGGUUUACUUCCAGCUGCACUUCAGGGAAUUGAUAUUAGAGAGAUGCUUGCUGGUGCUGCAUUGAUGGACGAAGCAAACAGGACCACUGUGGUUCGGGAUAACCCGGCAGCGCUACUUGCUUUGUGCUGGUACUGGGCAACUGAUGGAGUUGGAUCCAAGGAUAUGGUUGUCCUCCCAUACAAGGACAGUUUAUUACUAUUCAGUAGGUAUUUACAGCAGCUUGUCAUGGAGUCUCUUGGGAAAGAGUUUGACCUGGACGGUAACAGGGUGAAUCAAGGGAUCAGUGUUUAUGGAAACAAAGGGAGUACGGAUCAGCAUGCCUAUAUUCAACAACUCCGAGAAGGUGUGCACAAUUUCUUUGCAACAUUUAUUGAAGUAUUGCGUGAUAGGCCCCCUGGUCAUGAUUGGGAGCUUGAACCUGGUGUUACUUGUGGUGACUACCUCUUUGGAAUGUUACAGGGAACAAGGUCAGCUCUGUAUUCGAACGAUCGGGAGUCCAUCACAGUCACUGUGCAAGAAGUGACACCUAGAUCUGUUGGAGCUCUAGUAGCACUCUACGAGCGAGCUGUUGGGAUUUAUGCUUCACUUGUCAACAUUAACGCUUAUCAUCAACCUGGUGUGGAAGCUGGGAAAAAAGCUGCUGGAGAAAUUCUUGCACUUCAAAAGCGUGUCCUUCAAGUACUUAAUGAGGCCAGCUGUAAACAGCCUGUUGAACCACUUACUCUGGAGGCAAUAGCUGAACGUUGCCAUUGUGAAGACGAUAUUGAAAUGAUCUAUAAGAUUAUUGCACACAUGGCUGCAAAUGACAGAGCUCUUAUUGCCGAAGGUAAUUGUGGUUCUCCUCGGAGCAUAAAAGUUUAUCUGGGAGAGUGUAAUGUUGACGAGUUAUAUGCCUAGAUCUUGCAUUAAACAUUCUUAUGUUUCUGCAUACCUCCGAGAAAUACAUAUGUGCCCAAAAUAGGGUCCGGCCUUGUGGUGGCUGAUUAUUGGGGAUUUCUAACUGCUGUUAAGAGAUAAAAAUCCAAUUUUUUUUUCUUUUCAAAGCACCAUGUUCACAUCUAUUAGUUGUAUCAGAGAGCAUAUUUGCUUCCCCAUGAUCAAAUAAAUUUCAGAAA
Messenger RNA from Solanum dulcamara, 2460 nucleotides. RefSeq names its product glucose-6-phosphate isomerase 1, chloroplastic. The transcript is spliced from 14 exons. Gene Ontology annotation, cellular component: cytosol. NCBI's taxonomy places the organism in Eukaryota, Viridiplantae, Streptophyta, Magnoliopsida, Solanales, Solanaceae. Gene Ontology annotation, molecular function: glucose-6-phosphate isomerase activity; carbohydrate derivative binding; monosaccharide binding. Bases 398 to 2242 code for a protein of 614 amino acids. Gene Ontology annotation, biological process: gluconeogenesis; glucose 6-phosphate metabolic process; glycolytic process. The record is from RefSeq and is a predicted model, not a curated record.